AUGGCAGCAAACCACAUUGCAUCCGAGCAAGCACAAAGUAGCCACCAGCUCGUAGCAUCUCUAGCUGACCUUCCCACCGCUGAUCUCGUUCGGUUUACUCUUCAAAAGCCCGACGUGGCUCGAGUGUUCGCCGCUUCGAUUCAUCAUCUCGCCGUCGAAGCCGCAUCAAGCCCACUCCCUGCUACGAACGUAUCUUUACUUGCACAUGGUCAUGUCGAAAUUCUGACACGUCUCAUCGAGCGCGGAGACCCUUCUCUGGCAAGGAAGUUUGUUCCCACCCAAGGCUCUCUUCUCGACCUCGCUGCGGCAGCACCUAAAGAAUCACGCUCGGCUGUCGCCCUCAUUUUGGAACGUCUUCUCGAUGCAACGAGUGUAAAGGAGAUCAUCUCUGGUCUUUCUUCUCAGUUCGCCGGCAUUGCCUCAGUGGAAGACCAGCAAGAUGCUGCUGCGAUCCCAUCAGUCGUGCGCACCCUCGCACGCCUCUCCAACGCCUUCCUUCUCGCCUGUCCGCGCCGGCUACUCAAAGCCAAUUUGAGCUCACUUCAAGCAUGGGUCCGAUCUUGUGUUCAUAUCUACGACAAUGUUCUCCCGCAAGCAGCAAGGAGACUCUCAGGAGACGCUGUUCCCGCAAUGAGCGAACUAGACCUGACCAACCUUAACGCUCAAAGCUGGCAACUUCACUGGCUGACUAGUCGCGUCGACUUGCUCCAACUCGUCUCGGUCCUGCUCGACAACCUUAUUGGCUCUUCAAAGCUCGUCGAUGCUCUGCGCGAGAGUAUGACGGACACCGACAAGCUGCUCAACAAGGGAGGCUUUUCCACGUUGCUCAACUCGACAGUGCUGCUUGAUCUAGCUGCCACCUCCGAUUCAUGGCCAUCGCUGCGGUCUGAGCUGCUGUCCAAUGUCUCGAGCAAGAAGGGUCAGGGUUAUGAGACGAUUACUUCUAUCGAUACACUCGCCACAUCAGUACCCAAGUUCAACGGCGCGGCCUGGGAUGCUUUGCAUCGCUUUGUUGCCUCGCAAGCACCAGAGCCAGCUGCGACAGCUCCACAAUCCGCCCGCGACUCGGCAAGCUCAUUGUCGGAGGCUGUAUUGGCAUCUGUCGACUCGAUCUUGCCGCACUACGGCAUGGAACAUCUCCGCACAAUUCUCUCACGCCCCUCGUUCGCCGGUCAAAGCGCAGAGAUGGUGAUCCAGAGGUUACUAGAGGGCGACGAAGGCGAGCCAGACGCACCAGCUUCCACCGUGUUGUCAUCCCAGACUGAAGCCACACCGCGAAUCACACCUGCUCAGGAGUCGGUUUCACUCCCACCUGCUCCUGCAGAGGUGCCACCAACAACGUCAGCACCCGCGCCCGCGUCGCUCGUCAAGUCAAGAGCCAACCUCUUUGGCGACUUUGCAUUCGAUCCUGCCUCCAUCGUGCAACCCAAGCUGGCAAGGACCGGAAGGGUGGAUGAGCUUGCACCGGAGCUCAAAGCGGCCAUUCUCGCGCGCGCUGAAGCGGCUGAUGAUGAUGAUGCCGAAGAAGAGUGGAAUCCUUUCGCCGAGGGACAUCGCACGGUGGGUGUCGAGGACGAGUUGGACUUGGAUUACGAUGGACGUGAACGGAGUUCUGCUCCUCGUCGGACAGCGCAGGAUGACGAGGAGCUGGACGAGGAUGAUGAUGGAGCAGCAGCGGGCCACGAGGACCAGGCACGACUGCGGGAACGUGUGCUCUUGCGCCACUAUGUCCAGUACGGCUCCGGCUCGUUUUCAGCUGACGCGUCGACGAGGCGUAGUGAUGCGCGGCACAGGUUGAAGGAGCAAACCGGCUACAGCGAUGAUCUGAUCGAGUCGUGGGCAGUCAUGCUCGACCGCAAUCCGAAGAAAGACCGCCUGCUGGCUGCAGCGUCGCAGUCAGGAUUGGACGAGCAGCUUGCGUCGCGCGAUUCGCGCAAUACCAGCGAUGCAGACGACGACGGUGCGCACGACAGCAGGCGAUUCGGACCGGACCGUGGACGCGGUGGACGCAUCUUGCGCGGCGGUGGUCGUGGCGGCAGUAGCGGCGCAAGAGGUGGCGGUCAUCGUGGCGGUGCUGCUGGUGGGAAUGGUGGGAAUGGUGCCGGCGGUGCUAGUGGCUCACAGACAAAGAACGCGAGCCGAGGAAGAGGGACCGGCAACUCUGGCACCGACCGAUCCGCAAAGCAGAAGGAGAAGGCGGGCAACAAAGCACGUCAGAAGGGUCACGAUAAGAAGAUGGCUCGUGUCGCGCCGUGA
This is a messenger RNA of Sporisorium graminicola, 2256 nucleotides long. RefSeq lists its product as uncharacterized. The record is from RefSeq and is a predicted model, not a curated record. Lineage: Eukaryota; Fungi; Basidiomycota; Ustilaginomycetes; Ustilaginales; Ustilaginaceae. The coding region runs from base 1 to 2256 and encodes 751 amino acids. The transcript has a single exon.